This is a messenger RNA of Poeciliopsis prolifica (blackstripe livebearer), 2883 nucleotides long. RefSeq names its product protein phosphatase 1 regulatory subunit 15B-like. Gene Ontology annotation, cellular component: endoplasmic reticulum; protein phosphatase type 1 complex. Bases 1238 to 2239 code for a protein of 333 amino acids. The record is from RefSeq and is a predicted model, not a curated record. Gene Ontology annotation, biological process: response to endoplasmic reticulum stress. Gene Ontology annotation, molecular function: protein phosphatase regulator activity. Lineage: Eukaryota; Metazoa; Chordata; Actinopteri; Cyprinodontiformes; Poeciliidae. The transcript is spliced from 2 exons.
GCACGUGGCACUCACACCUUCCAGCGCUUUAUGCAAAGCAACGCGCGGAUACAUCUGCCGCGCGGCUGCGCGCCGCGCCUGCCGCGCCUGCCGCUUACCGGAAAAGGAAGGGACGGUCCGCGGACUUUCUGAUGAAAUCUCUCGCCGGAGAGGCAGACAGACAAAUCAGCUUCCCGGCGGCUUCACCUCCCUGGUGGACGGACAUCGAGCAGUAUUACCGACCGGAGGACAGAAGUGACAUCUACAGCGGGUGAAGGUGUUCAUCUGAGCGAGUUUUAAAGGGUUCCUCCGCGGAGAACAAACUGUCAGUUAGCUGCUUGUGCUAAGCUAGCGUGCUACGUAGCUUAGCGUGCUAACUAGCCUAACCUCCCGCGGCUCUCCGCAGUCGGAACCGGACAACAUGGAUCUCUUCCGCUGCUUAGACGGAGACCAGUCGCCGUUUCACGGAUCCAACAUGUCCUGCCUGGCUCUGUAUUUCAACUCUGGUUCCACACGGAAGAAGUCCCAGCACCAUUUCGAGUCUGACGCCGGUUUUCUGGAGGAUAUUUCCUGGUUUCCGCGCAGCGUUGCUGGUUUCUAAGUGUUUCACAGCUGUCAGAUUAGCAGCUGGCCUGUUUACUCCCCUUUAACGAAACAACAUGUUCAGAAACUUUUACACUGAAGGACGUCUAUCUGACGGCCAGAGCGCGCCUUCAUCUGCCCCUUUCGGCGUCGCCUCGGUGGGAUUUGACAGCCAGGAAAGCUCGUGGAUCGGCCUCCUGUCGAGGCCCGCGCUGUCGCUACUGCGAAAGGUUCGGCGCUGGAGCGCGGCUCCCGCGGAGCUCAGCAACAGUUUUAUCGGCGAAGAAAGGGAGAUUUUACGGCAGCUGAAUGAAAUAAUCCCGCAUCAUCUCAGCUUCACGCAGUGUCCACAUGACGGAGCAGGCGGCCUGCUGGAGCCGGGGUUCGCCGGCUCUGUGCCCUGGCUGAGCGCGGUGCCGGUGCGGCAUGUCGGGACGGAGCUCCAGCCGCAGGUCGGGUACCUCUCCUCGGUCCGGGCGCUGCUGGGCUCCCAGGAGGCCGCUGGAGGGAAGGCCUGGGCGGUGAGCCCCGCCGGAAAGAGCGGCCGUGGUGGGGCAGCUUUCUGUGGAGGGGGGACGUCCAACCGGAGCGGGCAGAGUCCCAAACAAACCGCCCACCUGACCCAGAAAGCUCUGGACCCCCCCAGCAGCUCAACAAUGCAGACACAGUCCAGAACAUGGCGGCUCGGCCUGGACCCGAACAAGACCAGGGCUACCACAGCCUGGAGGAGGAGCUGACCCAGCGGGCCACCAGGAGCCCUCCAGAAGAGCAGCAGCCUCAGAUGGAGCCGGUACCAGAAGAACCAGAACCAGGGGCAGAGGAGGUUCUUUCAACGCCUCAGUGUGGAAACAAAUCCAUCGCCUUCAUCAUGGGGCUGCCCUGCAGUGACGACGACAGCAGCAGCCUGUCUGAGUCUGGCUCUGAUGAUGACGACGGGUUUGACAGCGAAGGUUCCUCAGAUCUAACCUCUGAUGAAGAUGAGGAUGAUGAGGCGUCGGACUCGGACAGCGAACCCGACCAGGACUCGGAGCGUCUCUGGAGCUCCUUUAGCCGGAGCGUCGACCCCUACAACCCGCAGAGCUUCACCGCUUCGCUGCACACCGGCCGCUGCCCUCCUGCUGACCCCGGCGCCGCCCUCCCUGACCCCGUGCCCUUCCAUGCUGCCUCCUCUCCCCCCUCCAGCCAGGACACCUGGGACGACUCGGCGUCGGCCAGCGAGGCGGAUGAGGCGGAGAGCCUCCGCCUGCUGCGCUCCUUCAGCAGCUCCUUGGACCCCUACAGCCCCCUGAACUUCCAGGCUCCGCUCAGGACUCAAGGGCCCGCCGGGCCCCCCUCCAGAACCAGGAGCAGAAGCAGCCCACAGACCGCCCACCAGAACCUGGCGGCGCCACCCGAGUACAGGAGGGAGGAGGCCGAGGACAGGCUGGACAGCGGCUUCGCUGAGGCCGCUGCCUCCAACCGGAGCACCAAGAAGGUCCGGUUCUGUGACGAGGUGGAGGAGUUCUUCGCCAGCUGCGGUGAGGAGGAGGACCGGCGCGGCCCGUGGGAGGAGCUGGCCCGGGACCGCUGCCGGUUCCGCCGCCGCUGCCAGGAAGUGGAGCGCAGCAUCGGGUUCUGCCUGGCGCCAGCGCACCGCCACCGGGUCUACCAGGGACUCUCGGCCCCCUCUGACUCCUGACCCGGGCCCGGUUCCGACCCGGUUCCGGAGCGCAGGUCGGACCUCGAAUAGCUGCUGCUUUCACCAAAUCACUACACAGCCAGUCAGUGGCCUGGCAUUGAGCCCCGCCACCUGCUGGUUCUGGUUCCGCUGGUUCUGCUCUGACCAGCAGGUCCAACGUUUGAAGGAAUAUUUUGACUUUAUUAAAAAUCAGUCUGUUGCCAAUUAAAAGUUUCUUUUAAGGAUUCGGGCUCCAAUUAAAGCCUGAGCAGGUGUGUUAACGAGCUGCUUAACGAGAAGCAGAACCAGUUGGCCCAUUAAAACCAAAGAAGAAGAGUCCGUGUUCUGGUGCUGCUCGGCAUCGCUGAGGUGUUAAAUGUUCAGCAGGAGGCGCUCAUCGUUCAGACAGAUCCUGUCUGGUUCUGAUCCAGUCCGGUUCUGGUCUUGGGUCCGGUCUGGUUCUGGUUCUGGUUCUGGUUCUGGUUCAGUCCAGUUCUGGUCUUGGGUCCGGUCUGGUUCUGGUUCAGUCCGGUUCUGGUCUUGGGUCCGGUCUGGUUCUGGUUCUGGUCUUGUUCCUGCUCUCCAAGCGGGCCUGAAGGCAGCAGAACCUGCACUAUGGGGUUAGUUUCCAUAGCAACCACUAGCCGCUGCCUUCAGGGUCUGAG